AUGUCAAAGACCAGCACGGAUGGACCGGGCGAAGAAGACAAGUUGAGCGAUUUUAUCCCGGAUAGCAUGGAUAUUUCGCGUCAGGUGAGCGAAAAGCCAACAGAGGGAGAGUCAGAAGUGGACGAGGUAGAGGAGGAAGAGGAAGAGGAGAUUGUCAGUGAUUCAGAGGAAGAACAACCAGAGGGUAAACCCAAGUCCAAGUCGUCGGCGCGGAAAGAACAGGCCCAGAAGAACAGGGAAAAGAAACACAAGCAAGGAGAGAGCUUGGGUUCGAAACGCAAGGCGAUGGACAAGGCCAAGCUUGCGGAUGCCAUGAAGCGCUAUUCGUAUCUUCUCGGGCAGACCGAUCUGUUCAAGCAUUUCGUUGAUAUGCAGCGUGCCCGAGACCCCGAAUACGCAGCUCUGACUGACGCACAAGAACAAGCGAAACCCAAAGGGAGAGGUCGCAAAAAGAAUGUCGACAAGGUUGCACGGCACCGUAAAUCCGAAAAAGAAGAAGACGAGGAGAUGCUCAAGGAUGGGGAACGUGCCGAUCAGGAUGAUGACCAGCCGUUUGUGUUUGAGGAGAGCCCGAGCUACGUUAAAGGAGGGACCAUGCGGUCGUAUCAGAUACAAGGCUUGAACUGGAUGACGGCAUUACACCACAACGGUUUGAACGGUAUUCUGGCCGAUGAGAUGGGUCUCGGAAAAACACUUCAAACAAUUUCCUUCCUCGGGUACUUGAAGCACAUCAAAGACAUCCCCGGUCCCCACCUUGUUGUCGUUCCCAAAUCCACACUCCAAAACUGGGCGCGAGAGUUUGGAAACUGGGUUCCGGACUUUAAAGUUUGUUUGUUGCAGGGAACCAAGGAAGAACGUGCGGAGAUUAUAGCAAACCAAAUACUCCCCGAGUCGUUCGAAAUCUUGAUCACGUCCUAUGAGAUCUGUCUUCGGGAGAAAAACACGCUCAAAAAAUUCUCGUUUGAGUAUAUCGUCAUUGACGAAGCUCAUCGAAUCAAGAAUGCCGAUUCGCUCUUGGCCCAGAUUGUUCGCGCAUUUACGUCCCGAGGGCGAUUGCUCAUCACUGGAACACCUCUCCAGAACAACAUGCGCGAACUUUUUGCGCUGCUCAACUUUAUUUGUCCCGAAGUCUUUAGCGACUAUGAAGAUCUCGAUUCAUUCUUGCAUCAGGAUGGGGAAGAGGGACAGUCGGAAGAGGAAAAGAGUUCGCAGGUCGUGGCUGCUUUGCACAAGAUCCUCAGGCCCUUCUUAUUGAGAAGGGUCAAGAGCGAUGUGGAGAAGAGUUUGUUGCCCAAAAAGGAAAUUAACAUCUACGUCGGUCUCACCGAGAUGCAACGUAAAUGGUACCGCUCGGUUCUCGAAAAAGAUAUCGAGGCCGUGAACGGACUGACGGGAGGGAAAAAAGAGGGCAAAGCCAGGCUAAUGAAUAUUGUCAUGCAGUUGCGCAAGGUCACUUGCCAUCCGUACCUGUUUGACGGUGCCGAACCGGGUCCACCUUACACCACAGACGAGCACCUCGUCGAAAACGCAGGAAAGAUGGUUAUUCUUGACAAGCUUCUUGGGCAUCUCAAGUCUCAAGGCUCGCGUGUGUUGAUUUUCAGCCAAAUGAGCAGAAUGUUGGAUAUUCUCGAGGACUACUGUUUAUUCCGCAGCUACCAGUACUGCCGAAUUGACGGUGGGACCGCGCACGAAGAUCGAAUUGCGGCGAUUGAUGAAUACAAUAAACCUGGUUCGGAAAAGUUCAUCUUUUUGUUGACUACGCGUGCGGGUGGUUUGGGCAUCAACUUGACCACUGCGGAUAUCGUCGUUUUGUACGACAGCGACUGGAAUCCUCAGGCGGAUCUUCAGGCAAUGGACCGAGCACAUCGUAUCGGCCAAACGAAACAAGUGUUUGUCUACCGGUUCAUCACCGAAGGAUCAGUCGAAGAACGUAUGCUCGAGCGCGCGGCGCAAAAGCUGAGGUUGGACCAGCUGGUCAUUCAACAGGGCAGGCAAACGGCUGUGAACAAGGCUGCGAACAAGGAAGAACUCCUCGAUAUGAUUCAACAUGGUGCUGAAAAGAUUGUCAACUCGGCCGACAACAUGUUGAUCGACGCGGAUAUUGAAGCGAUUAUUGCGCAUGGAGAAGAACGCACGGCCGAACUGAAUUCCAAGUAUGCAGGGCUGAACUUGGAAGACUUGAACAACUUCAAGUCGGAGAGCAUGACUGCGACUUGGGAAGGGGAGGACUUUCAGAACAAGCGCAAAACAAUCGGCCUCAACUGGAUCCAGCCGACGAAGCGCGAGCGUAAAGGCAAUUAUUCGAUCGACCAGUAUUACAAGGAAGCCAUGCGCGCUGGUCCUUCGAAAACGGACAAGGCGCCUCGUGUUCCCCGUGCGCCCAAGCAACUGCUCGUCCAGGACCACCAGUUCUUCGAUCCGAGGUUUGUGGAGCUUCAAGAGCGGGAAGCAGCCGCGUGGAAGAAAUCCCAAGGGUUCAAAGUCCCGCUUCGUGAACCUGUGGACGACACCGAGACUCCCGAGAUGCUCGAGGAGGAGAGGAAGCAGGAACAAGAGAUUAUCGAUAAUGCGCAGCCAUUGACCGAGGAAGAGCUUGCAGAGAAGGAAGAGUUGCAGGACAAGGGAUUCGGGAGCUGGACAAAGCGGGAUUUCCAGCAGUUUGUUCGUGGGGUCGAGAAGCAUGGAAGCUCGGACUGGGAAGGGAUUGCCUCGGAGGUGGAUGCCAAGAGUGCGCGCGAUGUCAAAGAGUACUCCAAGGUGUUUUGGUCCAGGUACAAUGAGCUCGCGGACGCGGAACGCAUUAUGCAACGGUUCGAAGACGCCGAUGCGAAACGCGAAAAGCAAAACGUGACCGAAGACUUGCUCCGACGCAAGGUCGCUUCCUAUUCGUUCCCUAUGCAAGAACUGCACCUCAAUUAUAACCAGACCAAGGGCAAAAUUUACAGCGAGGAAGAAGAUCGCUAUCUUCUUUGCCGGCUUAACCAUUACGGUCUUGGGGCCGACGAUGUCUACGAUCGAAUCAAGAAGGAUAUUCUCGAGUUCCCGGUCUUCAGAUUUGAUUGGUUCAUCAAGAGUCGGACACCACAGGAGAUCGGACGGAGGUGUACGACACUGUUGGGGAUGAUCGCCAAGGAGUAUGGUAUUGACGCCGCUGGCGGGGGAGAAGAUGAGGAUGUGCCCAAGGCUACUCCUGGAGCGGGUACCAAGGGAAAGAAGCGUCCUCUGGAUCAAGUUAAAGCCGAGUCUCGCGCGUCGACGCCUGGAUCAGCCAAAGGUGCCGUGGCUGUCAAGGGUGGCAAGAGGAAAAAGACCUAA
Messenger RNA from Rhizoctonia solani, 3315 nucleotides. RefSeq names its product chromatin remodeling complex subunit. Gene Ontology annotation, cellular component: chromatin; nucleus. Gene Ontology annotation, biological process: nucleosome organization; regulation of transcription by RNA polymerase II. Lineage: Eukaryota; Fungi; Basidiomycota; Agaricomycetes; Cantharellales; Ceratobasidiaceae. The record is from RefSeq and is a predicted model, not a curated record. The coding region runs from base 1 to 3315 and encodes 1104 amino acids. The transcript has 21 exons. Gene Ontology annotation, molecular function: histone binding; ATP-dependent chromatin remodeler activity; DNA binding.